Microtus oregoni (creeping vole) is the source of this 1605-nucleotide messenger RNA. RefSeq names its product COMM domain containing 5 (gene Commd5). Gene Ontology annotation, cellular component: nucleus. The record is from RefSeq and is a predicted model, not a curated record. Lineage: Eukaryota; Metazoa; Chordata; Mammalia; Rodentia; Cricetidae. The transcript has 2 exons. The coding region runs from base 103 to 777 and encodes 224 amino acids.
CUCUGGACCCUUCCCGAGGUCCGGUCAACUUCCUGCUUCUCCAGCCGCGGCAGUUGUGGUUAGCACCUUCUCUCCGGACUGAUCAGGAAAGGGGAAGCAAGGAUGUCUGCUUUGGGGGCUGCAGCUCCGUACUUGCACCAUCCAGCUGACAGUCAUGGUGGCCGAGUCAGUUUCCUGGGAGCCCAGCCUUCUCCAGAAGUGGCGGCAGUGGCUCCGCUCAUGAGGGACUUGGACAGGAGCACCUUCAGAAAGUUGUUGAAGCUUGUCGUCGGGGCCCUGCAUGGCAAAGACUGCAGAGAAGCCGUGCAACAGCUUGGUGCCAGUGCUAACCUGUCGGAGGAGCGGCUGGCCGUCCUGUUGGCAGGCACACACACACUGCUCCAGCAGGCUCUCCGGCGGAACCCUGCCAGUCUGAAGCCAGAAGCCUUCCAGGACCAGCUCCAGGAGCUUGGCAUUCCUCAAGAUAUGAUUGAAGAUUUGACCAGUUUGGCAUUAGGGAGUCAGCGCCCACUUCUCGACGCCGUGGUCCAACAGCAGGGGUCCUGGCUGCCCCACCUGUCUGACUUCCGGUGGCGGGUGGAUGUGGCCAUCUCCACCAGUGCUCAGUCCCGCUCCCUGCAACCGAGUGUUCUCAUGCAGCUGAAGCUCACGGAUGGAUCCGCACACCGCUUUGAGGUACCCGUGACCAAAUUUCAGGAGCUGCGGUACAGUAUAGCCUUGGUCCUUAAGGAGUUGGCCGAACUGGAGAAAAAGUGUGAGCGCAAACUGCAAGACUGAACCCUGGCAGUGGGUGCUGAAACUGGUACCAGAGCUCACAGCCCCCAGGUCAUGAAGCCCACCUCAUCUGAGGGACUGCGUGUAAGGAUGUAUUUUGUUGAAGGGACAAGACAGCUGUGACUUUCGGACUUUUGGGGUUUGUUUUUAUGAGUGAACUACGGGCACAGUGGCACAAUUUAUACUCUCAGCACUUGGAAGGGUGAGGCCGGAGAAUGGUUGAGUUUAAGGGCAGUCUGGGUUACACAGCAAGAUUCUAUUUAGGCUAAAGAGGUAAAGCAACUAUUAAAAACAUGUUCAUGGGCUGGAGAGAUAGCACAGCGGUUAAGGGCACUGGCUGCUCCUCCAGAGGUCCUAAGUUCAAUUCCUGGCAACCGUAUGGUGGCUCACAACCGUCUUUAGUGAGAUUUGGUGCCCUCUAUUGGCAUGCAGGUAGACAUUCAGGCAAAACACUAUACAUAAUAAAUAUAUCUUUAAAAAAAUAAUAAAACAUGUUCUUCUACUUGGGUGUUAAACCUUAUACUUGCCCCUUCCCUAGCCAUUGCUAUGUGCAACUGGACGAGGCCAUGUGGAGUUGUAGGGUUCAGAUAAGGACCUAUUACAAUAUACAACAAGGUUGCUCAGCCUGACCUGAGCCCUCUGCUUCUUUUGCUUUGGUGUGUACAUGUCUUAGUUUUUUGCCUUAAAUUCCUGCCUUCCUGAAGAUGACAUCCUGGUGGGGAGGCAAGAGGGGGAGACAUUACAAAUACUAAAUAUGUAGUACAUAAUGCUUAGUAUGUAUGACAUUAAAUGCAGAUUUUAAAUAUUAAAACAUUAGUAUGGGCCUGGAGG